Messenger RNA from Quercus lobata, 1023 nucleotides. RefSeq lists its product as uncharacterized. NCBI's taxonomy places the organism in Eukaryota, Viridiplantae, Streptophyta, Magnoliopsida, Fagales, Fagaceae. The record is from RefSeq and is a predicted model, not a curated record. The coding region runs from base 1 to 1023 and encodes 340 amino acids. Gene Ontology annotation, molecular function: catalytic activity. The transcript has a single exon.
AUGAAUGUUAUAGUGUGGAAUUGUAGAGGCGUUCUGAAGCCUAAUUUUCAAAGGCAUGUUAGGGAGCUGGCUAGGGCUCAUAAUCCUUCUAUUUUUGUAGUCAUGGAAACUCGGGUUGGGGGAGGCAGAGCAAGGGAGAUUAUUGAUCGUCUUCCUUUUGAUGGUGCCAUUCUUGCAGAGACAAUCGGAUUUGCUGGUGGCAUUUGGCUUUUGUGGAACUCAGACAGAGUAGUGGUAGAGCAACUCGCGAGCACGGAACAAGAAAUUCAUGUCGAAGUAAAGGUAUUACCUUCCAACUUUUCUUGGAUUUUUUUUACUGUGUAUGCUAGUCCUAGAACUGUGGAAAGGCAAGUGUUGUGGGACAAUCUUAGUAGAGUUGCUGGUUUGCAUAGUAAGCCUUGGAUUAUUGCGGGUGAUUUCAAUGAACCCCUAGCUGAAGUUGAUAAGUUUGGGGGAAGACCAGUUAGCAUAAAUAGAUCUCUUCUUUUUAAGGAUUGUUUGGAUAAAUGUAACAUGGUGGAUAUGGGGUUUAGUGGGCCGAGAUACACUUGGACGAAUAGAAGGGAGAUUAGUAGUCUUAUUCAAGAGAGAAUUGGUAGAUUUUUUAUGAACCCAAGCUGGUGUCUGCUUUACCCGGAUGCUAAAGUGACGCACCUGACUAGGUGUCAUUCGGACCAUUGUCCUGUUUUGUUGGAAACUAACCCUAGUAGGCAGAUGCAUCUCACCGGACCCUUUAAAUUCCAAUCCUUUUGGUUGUCUGAUCCUUCUUUUCCCAAUGUGGUAAAGCAAGCUUGGCAACACCCUAGGAAGCUUAAUGAAGCAAUUGAAGUGUUUUCCAGGCAGGCCAGUUUAUGGAACAAGAAUCAUUUUGGAAAUAUUUUUCAGAAAAAGAAAAGGGUUUUGGCCCGGCUUGAUGGGGUGCAAAGGGCUUUGGCUAGCCAGCCGUCUGUCUCUUUAGUAACGCUGGAGAACCAGCUGAUUAGGGAGUUAGAUGUUGUGCUAGAGCAAGAAAGGGAUCUUUAG